AUGUCUUUGGAAACGAUUUAUGGACGAGGUAGGACUCGAACUCGCCAAGAAAACAUAACAGAUGAUGGAAAAUGGUCAGGACGGCCAAAACUACAAGCAACAUUUGAACCUGGCAUUACUGUGCAAACAGUAAUCACAAAAUCUCUUACAGAUGAGCAGAUCAAGGAAAUUACAACCUUAGGACGGUUAUCCGAGAUUGAACACAUGCUCAAAACCAACAGCUAUGUGCCGGAUGAAAGGAACAGAUCGCCGUCUCCAGCUCCCACAUAUAAUAGCAAAGGUCAGAGAACAAACACUCGAGAAUUGCGGUAUAAGAAUAAGUUCAUGAAUGAAAGAGACGAGCUGAUCCUCGAUCUAUUGCAGAAUGUUCCAGAAUACGAGGCUCCAUUUUGGUACCGGCGCAUGAAGCAUAUUACAGGCAAAUUGUUUGUUCCGACCGAGGAGCAUCCCGAAAUCAACUUUAUGGGACUUCUGAUUGGCCCAAGAGGAAACACACUUCGGCGUAUUGAGCGUGAAAGUGGUGCAAAAAUUGGCCUUAGGGGCAAGGGAUCUGUUAAAGGAGGAAAUGCCAACUCGGCAUCGAGUGAAAAAAUGCUCUUGGAGGAGCCUCUUCAUUGCCAAAUAGUCGCAGAUACCAGGGAACAGGUAGCUAAGGCAAAAAAGCUCUGCCAAGAGGUUAUAGAUAAGGCCAUAUACUCGGGACCUGGCGAAAAUGACUUUAAACGUAACCAGUUGAAAGAGCUUGCCAUAUUAAAUGGUACAUUGCGAGAGGAAUCGGAGCACAUUUGCAGUCUUUGUGGUGAAAAGGGCCAUACCAGACAUGAUUGCCCAAACAAAAGAAAGAUAGAUUAUGUUAGCACACUUGUUUGCUCCAAGUGUGGAAAUGUCGGUCAUCUUGCCAAAGACUGCCGACUUAGUGUCGGUCAGUAUGCCACUGAUGCAAAUACAGGUGCAGCAAGAACAAUUAUGGAUGCUGGCCAGGAUAAAAACAAGGCCAUGGACGAUGAGUUUGCAUCCAUGAUGCGUGAUUUGAACGGCGAGGAUCAGCCUGAAGAUCAGAAUGAUGAAGGUGCUCUCCAGAUUUCAGAAAAUACUGAAAAUCAAGUGACCCGUUCCGAAAGUCAAUAUUCAAAUAGUCCAAGGGAAUAUUCAAACAAUCCAGGCCAGUAUUCAAAUAGUUCAAGACAUUUCUCAAAUCACUCUGACAUGAACAUGAAUCGCGGUCAAUCGCAAAAUUUGUAUCAAUCGGGCCAUAGACCCGAUUACUACCCAGGUUCAAGUGAAGGCUACUCCAGAGAAUAUGGUGGAAGCAACAAUGGUUAUAAUGCUGAUUACCGUUCUCAUUCUUACAAUGAUAAUCGUAAUAAGGCUCGUGGACGAAGCGAAUACCACAAUCCAGCAAGAUUUUCGGAUCACCGGCACGACCAACCACCUUCAUAUUCGCAAGAAAUGCGCAAUUCUUCUCGCUUCAAUAUUGGGCCGAGCGAUUAUCAUCAUUCUUCAUCAUUCAGGGGUUCUGACAGAUCCAGAUAUGGGGAUAAUGAAUCAAGAUGGCAUGAUGACAGACCUCAUGGAUACAACAAUGGAUAUAAUGGAAGGGAUAAUGCCGAUAGAAACGUCCAAAGACCAUAUAAUGGAGGAAACAGACAAUAUUCCGGAGGAGAAAGUCACUAUGAGACUUCGUCUCAAAACUGGAAUCACCGGGAUACUCAGUAUAGUAGUGGAAACUAUAGAGAAGAAAUGUCAUCUUAUGGACAGGGUCAACAUCAUGGAUAUGCGGAAAAACGCCACUAUACUGAAGAUAGGAACAGCAAUUAUAACGGAAAGAGGCCGAGAUUUGAAUCUGCCGCGCCACAGCCGAAACUUCAGGCACCUCCUGGAUUCUACUCUGAUAAUUCUGUAUCAAGGCAAAGAGCUCCUCCACCUCCACCUUCAAAUAGGCCAAGAAGGCCACCUCCACCUCCUGGAGGAUCAAGAUGA
Molecule: messenger RNA, 1980 nt
Organism: Brettanomyces bruxellensis
Lineage: Eukaryota; Fungi; Ascomycota; Pichiomycetes; Pichiales; Pichiaceae
Exons: 1
Coding region: 1-1980 (659 amino acids)
Biological process (GO): regulation of mRNA splicing, via spliceosome
Cellular component (GO): nucleus
Molecular function (GO): mRNA binding; zinc ion binding
Source: RefSeq, a predicted model, not a curated record